AAAUCGUCAAUCACUACUCUACACAACACCGCAGCAUCAGCAUCUGCUGGGAAUCCAGAUAAAUGACCCCUCUACGCCUUCAUAAAUAAUGGUGUAAAUAUGUAACAAUAACGAUAAUAUAUUUAAUCGAAGGACACAUACAGCACAAAGCUGCUGUAUAGUAGUACCAUGGGUGGCCAUGAUGAUGAUGAUGUAUCUUAUCAUGUAGCCAACAACCAACAUCAAGAUGAAGUGCUGAAAAACAAAUUGAAUGACAGCGGCCUUUGGAGUGACCAAGAAUCCACUGCCGGAAACAAUGCAAAAUGGGUCAAGGAGGGCAAAAACCAACUGAGGAAAGUAGCUGAGAAACACCAGGACCAGAAUGGGAACCAGGAGGAUUUCUCCCCUCAUAACACCACCGAGGAGGAGCAGCAGAGGAACAAGGAGCAGACCAAACCUCCCAAGACCGCCAAGACUCUGGGCCUGAAGGAAGAAGAGUCCAAGACCAUCCUCAAGGAGCCACUACUCAUCCACACUCUACUGUCUGCAGAGGAUAAAGAGGGUGAGGGCGAAGAAGAGGACAAAGAGAAGGAAGAUCCAUCUGAGGCAGAUGACGAGGCCUGCAGUCUUACAGAGGAAGAGAGGGAGUCCGAGCAGAGUAAUGCGGAGGCUGAAAGAGAGGGAGGUGGGGUGGCUAGAAAUCCCUGUCUGCUGUUCUCUAACGUGAAUGGAACACCAAGUGAUGAAGAAACCAACUGGCCAGCACUGUCUCAGGACAUCACUGUUGAAAGCCCUCCAACUGGAAACAAAGAGUCCUUCUGGGACUCGGAAGCCUUUGAGGCGGACACAGACCUGCCCUCUGGGUGGAUGCGGGUUCGAGACACCUCAGGCACCUACUACUGGCACAUCCCUACUGGCACUACUCAAUGGGAGCCCCCCUCCCCUCUGGACAAGGUGGGAGACUCCAUGAUGUCCUCCAGUAUGUCCCUGGAGACAACACCCUGUGAGGAAGAGCCAGAGGAAACAUGGGGAAACCUCUCUAACCCAGAUGAAGGGACUAGUGAUGGAGAGCUGUGGAAGGAGGGAGAGGUGGCAUCUGAUCAGAGCCUGAAGGAGUUUGAAGGGGCAACCCUGCGCUAUGCGUCCAUCAACCUGAACUGUUCCCAAUCUGAGGAAGAGGAGAAACUUGAUCCCCAUGGCACUGACCUGGAGGCUAAGUAUUUUGCUGUGCGUUCUCUGGGCUGGGUGGACAUGUCUGAAGCGGACAUGGCAGCGGGGAAGAGCAGCGUGGCUGUCAACAACUGCAUCAGACAGCUGUCCUACCACAAACACAACCUCCAUGACACUGCUGGCAUCUGGGGAGAGGGUAAGGACAUGCUGAUGGUCCUGGAGAAUGACACUAUGAAUCUGAUCGACCCACUGGGACAGACUCUGCUGCACUCCCAGCCCAUCGCCAGCAUCCGCGUGUGGGGCGUGGGCCGAGACAAUGGCAGGGAAAGAGACUUUGCUUAUGUAGCGCGAGACAACCUGACCCAGGUCCUCAAGUGUCAUGUGUUCCGCUGUGACUCACCUGCCAAGAACAUCGCCACCAGUCUGCAUGAGAUGUGCUCCAGGAUAAUGACAGAGAGGAAGCUAUCCAAGCCAUUUCUUAGCAGGUACAAUUAUGACCAGUGCAAACCCAUGGAGAUUCCUGCUCAAGAGUUUCCGGUUCCAAAAAAUGAAAAUUUCCAACAUUUUCUUGUGUAUUACCUUGGUAACGUACCUGUGGCCAAGCCUCUAGGUAAGGGACGCAUGGGUGUGGACACAGUCAAUGAUGCUUUGGAGGCUGCAAUGAACAGCACAAGGAAGCAGGAUUGGACCCCCGUCUCUGUCAACGUGGCCCCUGCCACUCUCACCAUCCUCACCAGAGAGACUGAGGACGUGUUGUCAGAGUGCCGGGUGCGGUUCCUGUCCUUCAUGGGCGUGGGGAAGGACGUCCACACCUUUGCCUUCAUCAUGGCCGAGGGCCCCGGGGACUUCAUCUGUCACAUGUUCUGGUGUGAGCCCAAUGCUGCCAGCCUGAGUGAGGCGGUGCAGGCCGCCUGCAUGCUGCGCUACCAGAAGUGUCUGGACGCGAGACCUCCCAGCCUGGGCUCCUGUCUGCCCACUCCCCCUGCUGACUCCGUGGCCCGCCGGGUCAGGAUGGGGGUCCAGAGUCUGCUGGGAAGCUUCAAGCAGUACAGGUCAGGAUCCCAGUCCCUCUGAGUAGAAGAGAGAAGAUCUACUCCUCACCAACACUAACCCAUACCAGCAGCUCCAGCUCACUCCUCCACUCCUCCACUCUUCCCUCUUUCUCCCUUUCUUUCGGCCUUACACUCGUUUCUGGCCUUCCUUAGAGAUAGUCCACUUGUCCUGUCAUUAGUGCAUGGCAUUAUAUGUAACUGAGGAAAUGCUUACUUACUAGUGAUUGCAAAGUGUGUUUUUCUAUACAGCUGCUGUAUAACUUUCCGUUUGCUUUGUACUCAAACUGAAUGAGCCCUGACAACAGCCUAUUGUUUGUUCUGUUGCUGGGAUUUAAUCUGUUUGUUCUGUUGCUGGGAUUUAAUCUGUUUGUUCUGUUGCUGGGAUUUAAUCUGUUUGUCACUAUUUUUGUGUUUUAGCAGAAACCAUGUCUGCCAGGAAGUGUUCGUAUGAUGGGAUGUAACUACAGGUUUCUUCACAGUAGGAAGUUAGGGCAUAUUUAGGAAGAUUCCCCACAGUGCAAUGAUGGUUUCGUCAUGGGGCUAUGCUCCUCCCCAAACAGGAACAACACCUAUGUUUUAUACUGGUGUCUAAAGAAGGUCAUGCAAUCACUGUCGAGAAGCUAGUAUAGUAGAGUCUCAUGAUGUUUGUUUUCUACCAUGUCAUUACCCUGUACACUCCUCAGCCUCUCUCCUCCUGUCCAACGGAGGUGUUUUACACUAGCCAUCAAAGAGCCCAAGGACAGUGUCACCUAGAGAGCUUUAUGUUCCCCACUGCAACCAGUGGGUUUUAGUCUUCCAUUAAAGAAGUGUAUAAUCAUGUGUCACGUCGUAGUGAACAACCAGUGAUUUCGGAGUGUACUGUAGUUGCGUUUCCCAUACAUUUGCAUGAACGUUUGCAAGUUCAGUGCUUGUGUGCAAUAAUCAGACGUUCCUGUAUGUGGUGGUGGUAGAAUGGCUUGCCAGGCUUCCAUAUGUUUAUAUAGCAGCACACACUGUACUGUGGUUUCUUUCAUGUAGGGGCCUGGCUAUAGCUGACUAGGGCUUGGCCAACAAAAAGAGGCGAUGGUGAAAAUAGACUUCUGGUCAUGGAAAAGUAACCUAGAAAAUACAACAUCUCAAGGCGUAGGUUUUCCAUCUGAGUCAGUCAACUGCAGCUGGUUCCCACCACCACUAAAUAGUACUGUAGGACCUCACCACACCACACACUGCAUGUUUUAAUAGCUUAGAGGAAAAACAAGGGUAAUAUCUUCCUGCGGCGGUUUAGUGCUGAACUCUUAGUUAUUGUAACAUACUAGAUGUGUGCUACUGUAUGGUAAAGGGGGGGCUGUAUUCUGUACCUGUUGUUUAGUGUUUGUAAAGCAUGUCACUAGCCUGUAUCCGUGUCUAUCAAUAUAUAAGCUAGCUAGUAGUAGAUUAGUUGUCCCUGUCAGAUCCUUUCCACUGAGUAGCUGAGAGCAGGUCAGUAUCUGUCUCCCUUAGUCACUGCCCUGGGACAGGGAUAACAUUGAGAGGAUGACACCAAUGGUUUACAUUUAUGAUUUUAUAGAUUUUCUUUUUUUUGUAUGUUUUUUUUCUUUAUUUAUUUUUUCUUCCACUUUUUGCUCUGCUAUGGGCCCUGGACACUAAGUAAUGUAUGUUCUAUUGUUUGCAUACGCUACUGAGGAGCAGUUGCACAUUUGCUCAUUACUGAUUGAUUAUUGAUUGAUUGAUUGUAUUAGAGAACACAAGUCAGAUAAUAGUUGUGUUUUUUAUGUUUGAAAAACAAAUGAAAUGUGUUUGUCAGAAGUAUUUAGUGCAAUAGUUAUUUGACCUAUAACAAAAUGAAACAUGUAAAAUAUAGAAACACUAUCUGAAAUUAGACUGGAUUGUUUAAUACUAUACAGUAACUCCUGUUCACUUUUCAUUGUGCUCCUUUGUCUAAUUCUGUUAUGUUAGUACUUCCAAGGUCAACAUUAAAAACAAGAUGAAUAUUGGAACACUAGCUGAUACAUUUAUUUCACAAUUUAUGUAAUUUAGGUGUAUACAAUGUAUCUGUAUAUAAAAGUCCCUGCACAAUAAAUAAAUGUGAACAUA
This is a messenger RNA of Coregonus clupeaformis (lake whitefish), 4274 nucleotides long. RefSeq names its product amyloid-beta A4 precursor protein-binding family B member 1. Gene Ontology annotation, molecular function: transcription factor binding; amyloid-beta binding. The coding region runs from base 169 to 2223 and encodes 684 amino acids. Gene Ontology annotation, biological process: regulation of DNA-templated transcription. Lineage: Eukaryota; Metazoa; Chordata; Actinopteri; Salmoniformes; Salmonidae. The transcript has 15 exons. The record is from RefSeq and is a predicted model, not a curated record. Gene Ontology annotation, cellular component: cytoplasm; nucleus.